This is a messenger RNA of Crotalus tigris (Tiger rattlesnake), 7771 nucleotides long. It is a transcript of the gene COL4A6, whose product is annotated as collagen type IV alpha 6 chain. Gene Ontology annotation, molecular function: extracellular matrix structural constituent. NCBI's taxonomy places the organism in Eukaryota, Metazoa, Chordata, Lepidosauria, Squamata, Viperidae. The coding region runs from base 280 to 5409 and encodes 1709 amino acids. The record is from RefSeq and is a predicted model, not a curated record. Gene Ontology annotation, cellular component: basement membrane; collagen trimer. The transcript is spliced from 47 exons.
GCGGCUGCUUGGAGGGGCGUGCGGCUCCGCCCUCGUCCCCCGCCCCCGCCGCCUCUCGGCCGCGCGGCUUGGGCGCGGAGCGUUCGGCGGGGUUGGCUCUCCCCUGCCGCUUCGGGAGGGCGGAGACCUCUCUUCACGUGUCCUGCCCGCGCGUCCACACGACCGGCCCUUCCCGCUGCCGCGCCGCCUCCCCUUCUCCGGAACGGGGCGCGGAAGGGGCUCCAGAGCCGCGUUCUCCCGCGGGGUCCAGGCGCUGCCCAGCAGCUCGGGAGAGGCAGCAUGUUCGCCGGCGCGCCCGUCUUGGUAAUUGCCCUGUGCCUGGCAGCGCAUCCCGUCCGCGGGGGCGGGAAGAAAUUUUAUCAUGGAAUUUGUGGGGGUCGCGAUUGUACAGCUGGCUGCAAGUGCUUUCCGGAGAAAGGGGCGCGGGGUCAACCAGGACUAAUCGGGAACCAAGGACCAAUGGGCAUUGAAGGCUUUACUGGACCAGAGGGAGUGAGAGGACUGAAAGGAGAGAAGGGUAUAACAGGUCCUACAGGUGCAGCUGGAAUGAAGGGAGACAAGGGCCCAAUGGGUGUUCCUGGAUUCCCUGGAAUUUAUGGCGUUCCGGGACAUCCCGGUCAGCCAGGAUCCAGAGGUCUUCCUGGUUUAGAUGGCUGUAAUGGUACCAUUGGAAGUCCUGGUACCUCCGGGUCAGAUGGAUUGCCUGGUCUCCAAGGACCACCGGGUCGUCCUGGUCCUAAAGGCCCAAAAGGUGAACCUUUUUAUGCCCCGGGAAUUUUUAAAGGAGUGAAGGGAGAAAGUGGUCUUCCUGGACUGGAUGGUGCUAUUGGACCGAAAGGUUUUCCAGGUCGACCAGGCCCUGCUGGCCCCAUCGGGCUACCUGGAUUUCCGGGACCACCAGGUUUCCCAGGUCCCCCGGGACCUGUGGGCAGUAGCAAUCUAGUUUUCCAGGGAGAAAAAGGAGAAAAAGGAGAUGUGGGAUUGCCAGGACUAGCAGGCCCUCCAUCUUCCACAGGGACAGAAGAAUAUGUUGGAGUGUCCAAAGGACAGCGAGGAGCAAAGGGAGUUCCUGGCCCCAAAGGAAUUCCAGGUCUACCAGGAGCUCCUGGACGUCCGGGUUUCUGGAGCUUUGGAGAAAAGGGAGAAAAAGGCAUCCCUGGUUUACCAGGACCCAGGGGAGACAUGGGACAGAGGGGACCGGAAGGAAGCAUAGGCAGAAAGGGAGUCCUGGGCGAAUCAGGAUUUCCCGGUUGGGACGGAUCACCAGGCGGAAAGGGUGAAUUUGGAGAUGUGGGUCCACCAGGCCUUCCAAUAAUUGUUGACACAAGUGGUGCCAUCAUAUCAGGUCCCCCUGGAGAACCCGGCACACCAGGAAACCCUGGAUCUAGAGGAGAUAAGGGGACUGUUGGUUUGCCAGGAUUUCCUGGGCAACCAGGAGGACCUCCACCCCUUCCAGGUCCCCCAGGUUCACCAGGAAUCCCAGGGAUCUCAGGAGUUAAAGGUGAACCAGGAGAGCCCGGAAGGACCACAGUUGGAUCUCCAGGCCUGCCUGGGAAAGAUGGAGCUGCAGGGUCACCAGGAGCUCCAGGGUUACCAGGUGCUUCAGCAUACCCAGCAGGUGCAAUCCUUAGAGGAGAACCUGGGGAACCAGGUAUUCCGGGGCCAAGGGGGCCCCCAGGAAUCUUUGGCCUAAGAGGAUAUAAAGGGGACGGUGGAGAUUGUGCUUGUGAUGGAGGAAUCACGAGAAUAGGCUUGCCAGGAGAGUCAGGUAACCCUGGUCAACCUGGAAGACAAGGUGAUGUUGGGCCAAAAGGAUCCGUGGGGGAUCCAGGAGAUGGUAUACUAGGUCCCCCUGGACCACCCGGUUUCUUGGGUCAACCUGGUCUUCCAGGCAUUAAAGGACAAAAAGGGGAACCAUCUUCAGCCUCAGGCAGAGGACCUCGAGGAGAUCCAGGGAAUGUUGGCCUCAGGGGUCCUUCAGGGCCACCUGGAACUCCUGGUAGGGAUGGUGUGCAAGGUGUCCCAGGUCAACGUGGUCCUCCGGGUGAUGAUGGAUUUGGCUUCCCGGGGGACAAAGGUUUCCCUGGUCUACCUGGUUCAAAGGGGAAGCGUGGUGAAAUUGGCCUACCUGGCAUUGGUUUUCCGGGACCAAAUGGAAGCUUUGGACCUAGAGGUGAUCCCGGGAUCAGUGGCAUUCCAGGACAACCUGGCCCACCAGGGCCGCCAGGUGAUUGCUGCUGCGGUGAGGAGGUUGGUAAUGGAGACUUAGACGCUCAGGGAGGAGAAGCUGUGCCGUGCAUAAUCCCUGGAAUCAUUGGUCCACCUGGACUUCCGGGACUUUCAGGGUUGCCAGGUUCCAAGGGUAGCAAAGGAUUCCCUGGUUUUCCAGGGCAGCCAGGUUUAAAUGGCUUAAAAGGAGAACCAGGCACACCUGGAGUGGCUCGGUUCCCAGGAAUGCCAGGGUUUCCUGGCCCUCGUGGAGAUCCAGGUCCAAAAGGACUACCAGGAAUUGAUGGAGCGGAUGGGCAGCAAGGUCCAGAAGGCUGUCCUGGUUUGGUUGGUCCAAAUGGAGACCCUGGUGACGUGUUUGGGGCUGAACCAGGACCCCAAGGAGAACCUGGGGUACCUGGCUUACCAGGAGAUAAAGGCUUUCCUGGAGAUUUUGGCUUUCCUGGAACACCAGGUCUGGAUGGAAAGCCUGGCCUGCCAGGUAGAAAAGGGGGAUUUGGAGAACCAGGUCUUCCAGGCUUUGAUGGACCGCCAGGACCACCAGGACCAGGAGGUCCAUUUGGCAUCAAAGGAAAACCAGGUCCCUUGGGAACAAUCGGCCUUCCAGGAUCACAAGGCUGCCAAGGACUUCCGGGAACAAAAGGACCAAGAGGAGAGGCUGGUACACCAGGUCCCGCCGGCAUGAAAGGGCUUCCAGGUCUUAAUGGACGGCCAGGAGAGCCAGGGGAACGAGGAUUGCCGGGACCUCCAGGUCUCUGGGGCCCAGACGGAACUCCAGGUUUCCCCGGAUCAAAAGGUGAAAAGGGCUCGUUGGGUGUGAUUGGUUUUCCCGGGAUGCCAGGCCCACCUGGGCUCCCUGGCGUGGAUGGCCUCCAAGGAACUUCUGGUGAACCAGGAAGAAGUGGAAGCCCUGGGUUUUCUGGUUUCCCUGGCCCCAAAGGGGACAGAGGUGUCCAUGGUCCUCCUGGCCCUCCCAUUUUCGUACCCCCAGAGGUGGCCCUCAGAUUCAAAGGGAAUAAAGGAGAUCCUGGAAUGGUUGGACAGAGAGGGUAUCCAGGACCAAGAGGGGGAAAAGGACCUCCUGGGGUCCGUGGGCAGCCAGGACUUCCAGGAAGAUACGGAUCACCAUCUAGGGAGAAAGGACAGCCAGGAGAGCCAGGGUUUCCAGGAACGUUUGGUCCUCCUGGGUUAUUGGGACAAAAGGGAUCUGGUGGCAUCUCGGGCUUUCCUGGAAUGCCUGGGGGAAGAGGUGCAGAAGGUAUACCAGGCUCACCGGCCCCCCCAGGAAUUAUCGGAUUGCGUGGUCCAAAAGGUGACCGAGGGGAAACCCGAGGAAUCCCAGGUGGUGUGGGACCUAAGGGCCAACGAGGAGACCAAGGGCUGCCAGGCAUCACAGGUGUCCAAGGAACAAAAGGUGACCCCGGAUACCCAGGAGAUCCUGGACUAAAUGGACAGAAAGGUUCACCAGGGAACCCUGGACAAGAAGGACCAAGAGGCUUUCCUGGAUCUGUAAGAGGCAACCCAGGUUUUCCAGGGAAUCCUGGGCAACGUGGAGCUCCAGGAUUCCCUGGAUCUCCUGGAUCUCCUGGCCCUGCCGGACCAAAAGGAUACCCAGGAUUUCCAGGACUGACUGGCCUAAAUGGUUUACCUGGCACUAAAGGUUCACCUGGAAAACAAGGCCUGAGUGAAACCGGACUCCCUGGACCGGCGGGAAUUCCAGGGGUCAAAGGUCAACGAGGUGAACCCAGUUUCCACUUUGGAGCUUCUGGUCUUCGCGGACCAAAAGGACCUGCAGGAGAAAUAGGUCUUCCUGGGAGCCCAGGUGCCACUGGUGUGCGAGGCCCCCCUGGCAUCUCUUUGCCUUCAGACCUUCCUGGAAAACCUGGUGACGCUGGACAUCCUGGAGAAGAUGGGCGACCAGGCUUCCAAGGACCUUCUGGGCCACCAGGACCACCGGGCCCAGCCUUCAAUCAAGGUGAUCGAGGUGAUCCAGGCCCCACCGGUCCUUCUGGCUUCUCAGGCCUCAAAGGCAAUGCAGGCAUCCCUGGAUUUAGUGGAUCCCCUGGCGAACCAGGUUUCAAAGGAUUCAGAGGGGACCCAGGUUUCAUGGGAAUGCCCGGGAAAGAUGGACCAGUGGGUGAUCCAGGUUUCCCUGGGCCAAAAGGCAAAGUAGGCCGUCCAGGUUUUCCUGGGCUGCAAGGAUCUCCAGGCUUAACCCAAACACCAGAAGAUAUCAGAGCUCCUCCUGGCUUAAUGGGAUUGCCCGGAAAUGAUGGGAACCCUGGUUUAAAUGGAGACCCUGGCUUCCAGGGGCAAACUGGAUCACAAGGUCCAAAAGGAAAGGGAGGCAUACCUGGCCAGGUGGGCAUCAAUGGCUUACCAGGUUCUCCUGGGAUGGUAGGAGACCCAGGUUCUCCAGGAACUGUGGGGCUACCAGGAUUUGAAGGACGUCCUGGGAAUCCAGGUCUGGCUGGGCUGCCCGGGAUGCCAGGGCGUAGCGUUGCAGUGGGCUAUACCUUGGUGAAACAUAGCCAGUCAGAGCAGAUUCCUCCCUGUCCAGUGGGCAUGAACAAACUCUGGGAAGGUUACAGUUUGCUCUAUGUGAAAGGCCAGGACAAGUCCCACAAUCAAGAUCUGGGUUUUGCUGGCUCCUGCCUGCCUCGCUUCAGCACGAUGCCUUUUAUUUAUUGCAACAUCGACGAAGUGUGCUACUACGCCAGCCGCAAUGAUAAAUCAUAUUGGCUUUCCACCACGGCUCCGAUACCCAUGAUGCCCGUCAGCAGCUACCAAAUCGCCCAGUACAUCAGUCGCUGCUCAGUGUGCGAAGCACCGUCCCAAGCUGUGGCUGUCCACAGCCAGGACAUCACCAUCCCACAAUGCCCUGAAGGCUGGCGCAGUCUCUGGAUUGGGUACUCCUUCCUCAUGCACACGGCUGCCGAAGGCGGUGGCCAGUCCCUGGUCUCCCCUGGAUCCUGCCUGGAGGACUUUCGUGCCACUCCGUUCAUUGAGUGCAACGGUGCCCGAGGAACGUGCCACUACUUUUCCAACAAGUACAGUUUUUGGCUGACCACAGUGGAGGCGACCAAUCAAUUUGCUGAGUCUCCCAUCUCCGAAACACUGAAAGCGGGUCAGCUCCAGACACGGGUGGGACGGUGCCAAGUCUGCAUGAAAAAUUUGUAGCAAAGGCCCGGACACGAGACCUUAUUUCUUUUAAGACCAAGAAAUUAGCAUUUGUGUCCUAGCUGGGCAAUUGACAUUUUCCCAAAUCUCUCCAGAGCCUUCCUCGUCUCCAUCAAAAUAUGGUGCUAUCUUUCCCCCUUGUUUUUAUCUUCCUGGCUACCUCAAAGUCUUUUUCUACUUUCCCAACUAUCACAAUCCCUUGGCAUUGAUGUACUAAACUGAUUUUCUCACAAGAUACGCGGAUCUUGGGCAAAGAUUUCUUCUCAAGCAUAUGAUCGUUAGGGUCUUCCCAUGUUAAGGAUUUAAGACAUGUCAGGAUUUUCACAAAUGUUUUUGGCUGCAUGCACACACUCCUCUUCUAACCAUGUUCCUCAUUCAUAUUCAGCUUAAGUUAACUGCUUAUUUUAGGCCUAAAGAAUAACAUACUGUCCGGAAGUGUUUCUGUUCUAUGAUCAGUGGUAUGAUCAGAUUUGAAGGUUCAGGUUUGUGAAAUAGUUAACUAUGUUGAUCAAAGCACUGCUAUUAAGCAGUGAAGUGACAAUAAAAUAAAAUAAACUUGUUAGGAGAGGACAGUAUUGGGAUUUUCCAUCCGUAACAUGAGGAGCAGGCUUAUUAGAAGAAUAAUAAUAUGCAUCUUUUGGCAUAGCAUCAACCUGAGGAUUUUUUUAUGGUGAUAAUGCAGUUUGGUUUCACCUGCUUGAUUAUUCAGCCCAAGAAUGUUAAAUCUAGCACUGUACUAGCACUGUUACUACUCUGUGUAAUGUUUUCUUACGAACGUUUCCCUCUCAGCUUAUUUGUUAAUGUGCCACAAGUAGCAUUCUUUCGUGGCAUCCAGUGAUGCUACUCACAGACUUCCCCCCCCCCCGAACAUGAUAAAUCUUGGCUCAGAUGCCAAAGUAUAACUUGAAUUUAUCCAAUGAGACAGCUGCGUCCUUUCUAUGCUGGGACAUCUGAAUGCUUUCUGGGCUCAUGAAUCAUAGUUUCAUGUUGCAUCCCGACCAGUGGUGGGAUUCAGAUAUGUGAACAACCAGUUCUCUGUGUGGAUGCCACUUCCGGAAGUCCAUUCUGGGCCUGGGCAACACAAAAUUAGCUACCGGUUCUGCCGAAGUGGUGUGAACCGGCUCAAUCCCAUGACUGAUCCAGACUGAGAAACGAGGUACUUCAAGUAUGGUAAUGUUGCAAAUUGUUAAUGUGUUCCACUCUGAUAACAAUCAACCCUUGGCUUGGUCAUAGCUAAGGUUAAUUAACCAACAAAAAUUCUUUAGAUCUGAUGGAGUGAAAAGAAAAGAGAAUGGCAAAGAGGUCCAGCACAUAUGCUCACUCAACGAAGGUAGAUGCAGACUUGACUAUUGUGGACUAGGAAGCAACUGAACGUAUUACAUGAUUUACUAAAGGAAACUAUGUUAAAAAUGUAGAAAAGUCUGAGGGGCAUCUCCUGCCAAUCUGAGCUACAAUUCUGCUUGUUAUGAAUACUGAACAUAGGAAAGGCUUGGUUUACAUCUCCUAAAUUAUCCUGGUAUUCCAGCUAGGAACGAAUGGAUUAGUAAAUUAGCAUGUUUUCUAAUUUCUGUCACAGCUUAAUUCUGAUGUUUCUUUGUCCACAACUGCACGGUCAAGUUGUGAUCUGCUACCUGUGUCUUCGCUCACUUCCUUGAGUAGUGUCCACCCUGCUUAACUCUUUGACUCCCUUGGUUCUACAUUUUAAUGUCUGUUUUGUCCUUUUUUAUACAAGCUGUUUUUACAGUCUCAGCCCAUCUGUUUCCACCUGGAGAAUGGGUCAGAUCAAUCACCUUUAAGACCAUCUUAAUUCCUUAAUAGCAUACUGAUAUCAGACGUUAUAAAAAUGUUCUUGGACUUUAUACAGCCAUUAGAUGUUGAUCCAUGAAUAAUCCACUAUUACAGAUGUUGGCAGAGGACCUUCAUGUUUAUAUGACAGACAUAUUACUCCAUUUGCAGUAGGUGUAUAAGCUAGAGCCACAGUUACUAAUCUUUAAUGAAAAGUUUCAAAGAUCGUGACUUCAACUGUCUUUGUUCUCUAGUUGUAUAUAAGUUGAAAAAGUCACCUAUUGAUGAUUCAGUUGUAUGUAUGGAUUUCAUUUCCACAAUAAUAUUUCACACUUUUUGAGGUAGCCUUGGAAUUGCUGGUGCUUGAAAUAAUAUAGUAUUAAAUAGGUUAUUUUUAUGUAAAUGUAACAGAGUAGAACUUGGAUGAACUGCCAACAUUAUGGUUUUCUUGAUUUUAUUUUUGCUAGUCUUGCGUUUUGUAAUGCACUGCUGAAAGUAUCUUCAGAGCACUGAUUAUAUUUUGACUUAUUUUUUUCCCCUAAAACGUAGUAAAACAGGAUGUCCGUUUUGUGAGUUA